Fukomys damarensis (Damara mole-rat) is the source of this 1415-nucleotide messenger RNA. RefSeq names its product Ras suppressor protein 1 (gene Rsu1). Gene Ontology annotation, molecular function: protein binding. The coding region runs from base 91 to 1038 and encodes 315 amino acids. The record is from RefSeq and is a predicted model, not a curated record. The transcript is spliced from 8 exons. Lineage: Eukaryota; Metazoa; Chordata; Mammalia; Rodentia; Bathyergidae.
CAAGCGUCUAUAUGUCUAAUCAGCUUCUUACGCCCGGGAGCGAGGGGCUAACCUCGUGGUGGGACAGAAACUCGGGAGCCGAAUGAGAACAUGUCCAAGUCUCUGAAAAAGUUGGUGGAGGAGAGCCGGGAGAAGAACCAGCCGGAAGUGGACAUGAGUGACCGGGGCAUUUCCAACAUGCUGGAUGUCAGCGGCCUGUUCUCCCUAGCCCACAUCACACAGCUGGUCCUCAGCCACAACAAGCUAACAACGGUGCCACCAAACAUAGCGGAACUGAAGAACUUGGAAGUGCUAAACUUUUUUAAUAACCAGAUCGAAGAGUUGCCCACACAGAUCAGCAGCCUUCAGAAACUCAAGCACCUGAACCUUGGCAUGAACAGGCUAAACACCCUGCCUCGUGGGUUUGGCUCUCUUCCAGCUCUUGAAGUCCUGGACUUGACUUACAACAACUUGAAUGAAAAUUCUCUUCCUGGAAAUUUCUUCUACCUUACCACCCUGCGUGCACUCUAUCUAAGUGACAACGAUUUUGAAAUCCUGCCGCCAGAUAUUGGGAAGCUCACAAAGUUGCAGAUACUCAGCCUUAGGGAUAACGACCUGAUCUCACUGCCCAAGGAAAUCGGGGAGCUGACCCAGCUCAAGGAACUCCACAUUCAAGGAAACCGCCUGACUGUUCUGCCCCCAGAACUAGCCUCUACGGCAGACACAUGCAGGCAAACCCAGAGCCCCCGAAGAAGAAUAAUGACAAAUCGAAAAAGAUCAGCAGGAAGCCUCUUGCAGCCAAGAACAAAUGAGGGUCCGGCGCGCACUGGGUUUCUGGACUCUUCUCGGACUCACUCCACUAACCUCUCUCGCUCUUUCUCACGAAUAAAUACAGUGGUAUUGUAUGGCUUUUUAAAAAAACAUUUCUUUUCACUCCCUCUGUCUAGUUCUUACUGCUUUACCUUUGAAGUUCUUUUGGUAGGUGGUAGAUUUUUAUAUGGUGUUAAAACCAUUUCCAUUUGUUUCCCUAAAAUUGCCAAGGGCAGAAAACAGUUCUAGUUCAACUGCAAAUUCCACAGUAGGCAGGGGUUUCGGUCCCUUGAAUAGACAUCACGAGGCUGCUUAUUAUCCAGGGAAUAAUUGAAGUCAUGUAACCACUUCAAUGUCACAGUUAACACUUUUCAUCCUUUCUGUUUAUUCACACAACUCAUUAUUUUGCCUUAUUAAAAGUCUUCCUUCACUGCCGAGCCGUUACGUUCACUUAGCUUACAAAUGAUUUUAAUGAAAUCUUGAAUGUGUAUCAUAUCACAUGAUGCUUUUUGAUGAGAAUAAAGUAUAAUCAGAUUUUAGGGUGUACACAUUUUUGUUUACCGUCCCCCUGAAAAAAAAAUUUACCUUCUCCAGUUUUACUGGUUGCAGAUGAGAAACUCAAACUU